ACGAUCGACUAAAUCAAUUUGAAACUGUGAAUCAGUACACACAGCAGGACAGGAGUUAAAUUGAAAGCAGUCAGUGGAGGCUAUCACGGAUCGAUAAUGAUCGACGACACCAAAUCCAUACGAGUUCUGUGCCCUAAGCUUCUGCUCACCAAUUCGGGCCUCCAAUGGCUUAUCGGAUCCCCUUUUUGCCCGUCACUCACUAUCGUCUCCACCGUCACUUGCAUCCACCACAACUCUUCUUCUCCUGAUUACGACAAAGAGUCCGAUGAUCUCCGUACGUUGCUCCCGAAAGGUUUUCACAUAAUCGGAGCAUUAAUCAUAAAAAACUCUGACGUUGAGAAGAACGCAAGCGAGGCUGUUGAUGCAGCUCGCAAAUUGCAAAGAAAUUUAUCUGGUGAAGCAGAAGCAGGAUUAGAUGUUCCCGUAAUGAUUGCGGUAGUUGCGGAUUUGGAGACUGGUGAUAAUAAAUUUUUUGUUUCAAGAUCAGAAAAUUCUACUAACAUUGAAACGGUUGAGUAUGUUAUAUAUGAUGACAAUCCCCAUGAGUAUGUUUGGGAGAGAGGUUGUUUAAUUCUGUGCGAGCUUCCGCUUAAGUUGCCAUUUUAUUAUCCAGUUAACAAUCCGUCUGAUGCGCAGAAAAUUUAUUUGCAUGCAAUUGAAGCAGUCAUUGAUAAGUUCAAAGAUCCACAGAUUGUUUAUUUGGUAGAGGCAUUAGGCCAAGCCUCUUCAGAAUUACCUCAACCUGUCAUUCUUCGUGGUAAAGAUUUGGAUUUUGGCACAAAUCUUUCCAAAAUGAAGCUUGUGGGUGAAGCUGCUGAAGAUUUGGACAGAAAAGACUUAUCAUGUGCACACUUUUGUUUAAAAAGUAAAUCAGCCCCCACAAUCUUUUCUGCGGAGAGUGCAGAUAUUAUUCAAGUAAGUGUUCUGCAUAAUAGAUCAGAAAAGUCUCCAAUAUCCACUGCACCCAUUGCUGAAUUUUAUCCUGCUUCAGAAGAUGCCAGACUUUUGGUUGUGGAUUUUAAGCUAGAAGUGCUUUGUUAUGCAGCCAAGAGUCUUCCGCUGAUGGAUGCCAUUUCUAUGUUAGUUUUCCCUGGUUUAGUCGAUCAACUAAAUUCAAUGACGAAGGCAGUCAUGCCCUGCCUCUUAACUCAACAUCCUCAGCUUCGUCCAUUCCACUUUAGUCUUCCUGGAUUAUUGCAUCCGAUCACUGUUGUCUAUGAACUUAAUUAUGGAGAGACAGAAAUGAAGCAAGUUGAUGUAAGAAAAUCCCUACACUUAAGGCUGGGAUUGCCUUUUGAUCGUCCUCUCAUGAGAAUUGCUAAUGCCCUGGAUUUGUCUAAUACUAAGGAUGGUUCAAGGAGCAAUUCAUUAAGAAAGGGUUCUUCCUUGCUUAAAGAUGUACAUAUUGGAAUCCCGAGUAGUGGAGUCUCAGGGGGCCUUGUCUCUCUGGUUCAAGGUUCUUAUGAGUACUACCAUUAUCUUCAAGAUGGCUUUGAUGACUCGGGCUGGGGUUGUGCUUACCGAUCUCUACAGACUAUCAUUUCGUGGUUCAAGCUCCAACAUUACACAUCCAUAGAUGUUCCUUCACAUAGGGAAAUACAGCAGUCACUUGUAGAGAUUGGCGAUAAGGAUCCUUCUUUUAUAGGUUCACGUGAAUGGAUUGGUGCCAUUGAAUUGAGCUUUGUUUUAGACAAACUUCUGGGUGUUAGUUGUAAAAUCAUAAACGUGAGGUCUGGAGCUGAGCUUCCUGAAAAAUGUCGAGAGCUGGCCUUGCACUUUGAGACUCAAGGAACACCGAUUAUGAUUGGUGGUGGUGUUCUUGCAUAUACUCUAUUGGGAAUUGAUUUCAAUGAAGCAAGUGGAGGUUGUGCAUUUCUCAUACUUGAUCCACACUAUACAGGGAACGACGAGCACAAGAAAAUUGUAAAUGGAGGAUGGUGUGGGUGGAAGAAAGCAGUUGAUAGCAAGGGAAAGAAUUUCUUCUUACAUGAUAAAUUCUAUAAUCUUCUGCUUCCACAGAGGCCCAAUAUGGUAUAGUUAGAUUCUUAGGUUAGAAUUGCUUCAAGUUGAAAGGUUAUUUUUUUGAGUUGGUUUCAUGUAUUGUAGAGUGUAGACAUUUAUCUUCUUUCAAAUAUCGGGGGAAUCAAAUUUCAGCUUACGUCCAUAUUGCUUGUUCAGUUUCUUGACAUUUGCUACGGCUCUCUGAUAAAGAACCCAUUUGAAGGGAUUUGUUGAACUUGCUAAAUAUUAUUACCAUAAGUUUUCAAUCAACUUACAUUAAGUUUCAA
Messenger RNA from Pistacia vera, 2288 nucleotides. Its product is annotated as probable Ufm1-specific protease. The transcript has 13 exons. The record is from RefSeq and is a predicted model, not a curated record. The coding region runs from base 97 to 2037 and encodes 646 amino acids. Lineage: Eukaryota; Viridiplantae; Streptophyta; Magnoliopsida; Sapindales; Anacardiaceae.